AUGAUGAGCGAGGAGUGUCCCGUUCCGCUGGGGAGCAUCUCCUUAGCAGGGCCGGGGCAGAGUGAGGACUACGGCUUGGCGCACGCUGAUGACAUCAUCGAGGAAGUGGGUCCAGGGGAUGACAUCAGCAUCGGCAGUGACCUGAGCACUCUCGUGUUGCCCUUCCCGGAGCUGGCGCCUGUGGUCUUCUUCUGCCUCAAGCAGACCACCUGCCCUCGCAACUGGUGCAUCCGCAUGGUCUCCAGCCCGUGGUUCGAGAGGAUUAGCAUCAUGGUGAUCCUGCUCAACUGCGUGACACUGGGCAUGUACCAGCCCUGUGAGAACAUCGACUGCAACUCGGACCGCUGCCAGAUCCUGCAGGCCUUUGAUGCAUUCAUCUACAUCUUCUUCGCAUUGGAGAUGGUGAUAAAGAUGGUGGCUCUUGGGAUCUUCGGGCGCCGCUGUUAUCUGGGAGACACCUGGAACAGGCUGGACUUCUUCAUCGUCAUGUCUGGGAUGGUAGAGUAUUCGCUGGACCUGCAGAACAUCAACCUGUCGGCCAUUCGGACGGUUCGGGUCCUUCGGCCCCUCAAAGCCAUCAACAGGGUGCCAAGUGAUCACGCCCUUAAGAUUCAUACCUCCUCGUCCAACAGGACAUGCUUUGGACAUUGUAAAGACGUCUGGAAUGAUAUGAGGAGGAAACUGUGGGGCAUUGUAGAGAGCAAGUACUUCAGCAGGGGCAUAAUGAUCGCUAUUCUCAUCAACACUAUCAGUAUGGGCAUCGAGCAUCAUAACCAGCCAGAGGAGCUGACCAAUGUCCUGGAGAUCUGCAACAUUGUCUUCACCAGCAUGUUCACCCUGGAGAUGAUCCUAAAGCUGACUGCUUUUGGUUUCUUUGAGUACCUGAGGAACCCCUAUAACAUCUUUGAUGGCAUCAUUGUCAUCAUCAGCGUGUGUGAGAUCAUCGGUCAGGCAGACGGCGGUCUGUCAGUGCUGAGGACCUUCAGGCUGCUGAGGGUCAUUAAGCUGGUGAGGUUCAUGCCUGCGCUGAGGCGGCAGCUGGUUGUGCUGAUGAAGACUAUGGACAACGUGGCCACUUUCUGUAUGCUGCUUAUGCUCUUCAUCUUCAUCUUCAGUAUCCUGGGAAUGCAUAUCUUUGGUUGUAAGUUCAGUCUGAAGACGGAGGCAGGAGACACAGUGCCUGACAGGAAGAACUUUGACUCUCUGCUCUGGGCCAUCGUCACCGUCUUUCAGAUUCUGACUCAGGAGGACUGGAACAUGGUGCUGUACAAUGGGAUGGCAUCCACCUCGCCCUUUGCUGCUCUCUACUUUGUGGCUCUUAUGACAUUUGGAAACUAUGUGCUCUUCAAUUUACUGGUGGCCAUCUUGGUUGAGGGUUUCCAAGCGGAGGGCGAUGCGAACCGCUCUUACUCGGACGAUGACAGGUCUUCCUGUAAUUUUGAGGAGAAUGAUAAACAGAAAGACUCUCUGCAUCUCUCAGACCCAAAGAUCUCUACACUCACCCCAAAUGGGCACCUGGACUUGUCCGCACUUCACCAAGGUCUGUUUCCAGGAGAGAGGUUGACCUUUGCCCUCGGCUCCAGAAAGAACAGUGUUAUUUCUCUUGGUCGGGCCAACUUGGAGCAAAGGGCAAUGUAUCCAGGUCGAAGUUGUCACAACUGGGGUCACCCGCUGCCGACCCAGCCUCAGGCCCUGUGGGCCCGUCGUUCCAGCUGGAACAGCCUGGGACGAUGCCGCCCCUGGUCCUCGUCUCCCUCCACGAGUCCCGCCUUCACGCCCACCUCCGCAAGGCCCUUCUAUGGCUAUGGCCUGGGGGCUCUUGGCGGAGUAGUCGGAGGAAGCCUUCGUAUCCGGGGUCCCCGUGCCUCUUCAUCACCGCGCCGCCACCUCCAUCAUGUUAACCAGGAUGAGGAGGAGUCUCUCCUCUCUCCUCCCGCCGUUGCUCCAAACUCUCUUCACCUUCCUCAUCCGAUGCUGCCGAGCCACUUUGUACCCAGGAGGGACCGCAGAGCCCUAUCACUGGAGCUGCCCUACCUGCUGCAGGUCCCGGGUUCCCCGCACCCUCCACCCCUGCCACACCUCCCGCUGCCCCCCGUGACGCUCCAUGCUCACCACAGGAAGAAGAGCUUCUCCGAGGGUAUGGUUAGCGGUGGAGGGGGUGGUGGCGGCGUGGGCAGUGGGCUCGACACUCUGGGUGUCCUAGGAGGGGUACACCAAGACUGUAAUGGGAAGCCUCCUCUGUCUCAGCUCCUCCAGCUCCCUCCUAGACGCCACACUGAGCAGGCUGGAGGGGCAAUGCCCACAAGCCAGCUGAUGGUCGACGUCUUCCCCCAGGUUAACACACGCAGCAAGGACCGGGAGGACCUGGACGAUGACAUUGAAUAUAGCUUGUGCUUCCGCAUCGAGAAGAUGUUAGAUGCGUACAAACCAGAAUGGUGUGAGAGCAGAGAGGAAUGGUCUGUCUUCCUGUUCUCCCCACAGAACAAAUUCAGACAUAUAUGCCAGUCCAUCAUAGCCCACAAGCUGUUUGACUAUGUGGUGUUGGCCUUCAUCUUCUUCAACUGCAUUACAGUCGCUCUGGAGAGGCCCAAGAUACUACAGGGCAGCUUGGAAAGAGUCUUUCUCACCAUCUCCAACUAUAUCUUCACUGCCAUCUUUGUGAGCGAGAUGACACUCAAGGUGGUUUCCAUGGGUAUGUAUGUGGGUGAACAGUCUUACCUGCGGAGCAGCUGGAACAUUCUGGAUGGCUUCCUGGUUUUUGUGUCUUUGAUUGACAUUGUCGUGUCCAUGGCGGGUGGGGCCAAGAUCCUGGGUGUUCUGAGAGUACUGCGGCUGCUCAGAACAUUGCGUCCCCUCAGGGUGAUUAGCAGAGCUCCCGGUCUGAAGCUGGUGGUGGAGACCCUCAUCACUUCCCUCAAGCCCAUUGGCAACAUUGUCCUCAUCUGUUGUGCGUUCUUCAUCAUCUUUGGCAUUCUUGGGGUGCAGCUGUUUAAAGGCAAGUUCUUCUACUGUUUCGGACUCAACAUCAAAAACAUCACGAACAGGUCUGACUGCCUGCAAGCCAACUAUAAGUGGAUCCACCACAAGUACAACUUUGACAACUUGGGGCAGGCUCUGAUGUCCCUGUUUGUACUGGCCUCCAAGGACGGCUGGGUAAACAUCAUGUAUCACGGCCUGGAUGCUGUGGCCGUGGACCAACAGCCGGUGACCAACAACAACCCGUGGAUGCUGCUGUAUUUCAUCUCCUUCCUCCUCAUCGUCAGCUUCUUUGUCCUCAACAUGUUUGUUGGCGUGGUGGUGGAGAACUUCCACAAGUGCCGCCAGCACCAGGAAGUGGAAGAGGCCAAAAGGCGCGAGGAGAAGCGUCAGCGGCGCAUGGAGAAGAAGAGGAGAAAAGCCCUGAAGCUGCCCUACUUUGCCAGCUACGGCAACAUACGCCUGAUGAUCCACACACUGUGCACAAAUCACUACCUGGACCUCAUCAUCACCUUCAUCAUCUGCAUCAACGUCAUCACUAUGUCCUUAGAGCACUACAAUCAACCUCAUUCUCUGGAUCUCGCACUGAAGUACUGCAACUAUUUCUUCACCUCUACGUUUGUGCUGGAAUCGGUACUCAAACUCACCGCUUUCGGCUUUCGGCGCUUCUUCAAGGAGAGGUGGAACCAGUUGGACCUCGCCAUUGUGCUUCUGUCAGUGAUGGGAAUCACCCUGGAGGAGAUCGAGAUCAGUGCAGCGCUGCCCAUCAACCCCACUAUCAUCAGGAUCAUGAGAGUACUGAGGAUAGCAAGAGUGCUGAAGCUGCUGAAGAUGGCGACAGGGAUGAGAGCCCUGCUGGAUACAGUGGUCCAAGCCCUGCCUCAGGUGGGUAACCUGGGCCUGCUCUUCAUGCUGCUGUUUUUCAUCUACGCCGCCUUAGGAGUAGAGCUAUUUGGAGAACUUGUUUGCAAUGAAGACUACCCGUGUGAGGGUAUGAGUCGUCACGCGACCUUUGAAAACUUUGGCAUGGCCUUCCUAACGCUUUUUCAAGUCUCCACGGGCGACAACUGGAAUGGCAUCAUGAAGGACACGUUGAGGGAGUGCCCACCGGACCACGGCACUGAUGUGGACUAUGGCUGCAACCCGAUCCUUCAGUUUAUUUCGCCCAUGUACUUUGUCUCCUUCGUGCUCACCGCCCAGUUCGUGCUCAUCAAUGUGGUGGUGGCCGUGCUGAUGAAGCACCUGGACGACUCCAACAAGGAGGCCCAAGAGGAGGCGGAGAUGGAUGCAGAAAUUGAGCUGGAGCUGGCCCAGGGCACCCUCUGUUGCAUGGGCGCCCCCGGCUGUGGGGGCGGGAGGGGGGACAAAGGACUGGCCCCUGCUGGACCUGGAGGCACAGCGGGGGGCCAUGACAGAGGAUGUGGAGAGAGGGGAGAAGGAGUGAGGAGGAUGCUUCAUUCAGCAGGCAGUGCACACUCGGGAGCGUACAGCUCCUGUGACUCCAGCCAAACUCAGUACUCACCUGCACAAGAGAGCCAAUGGCUGGACAGCGUAUCUCUUCUGAUCAAGGAUACACUGGAGGGGGAGAUGCUGAUGAUCGACAACCUCUCCGGUUCUGUCUUCCACCACUAUUCUUCUCCCCCAACCAUCUGCAGGGAUUGCAAGGGUCAUCCACAAGAGCAGAUCCGGAUGGCGGAGGUUGAGCAGGCGUCGCUGAAGUCGGAGCAACUGUCAGACAAGUCGUCAUCCCCCGCGCUGCCAGACGACCUCAGCCUGGACGAGCAGACUGCCGACCAGCUGCUGGCGCGAGAGGGCAAGGGAAGGUGCAGCAGUGACUCCCGCAGCUCGGAAGAGGCUGCGGGUGGAGGAAGUUACGCAGGAGGCCACCAGGCUCGGCCCGUGGCGCAGAGCCAGGUGCAGGGGGCGGGCCUGGCCUGCCGGGCCCUCGGCACUGGCAUGGAGGUGGAGACCGCACUGCAGGAGCUGCAAACACACCAACAGCAUAUGUGCUCACCUCACUGGAGCCCUGGUGGCGUUUCCAGCAGCAGCAACAAGGAUAGAAACAAAGGAGGAGGCGGAGCCAGUGGCAUUUCUCCUCUCUUCCAUCUGUCUGCAGAGUUCUUCCACCCUGCAGGAGCAGCCAUCCCUGCGCCUCCCCGCAGUAGGAGCUUACGGUUGUCGAGGGGCCUUAGGCUGACCUCCCCUGACUCCUGGGCUUCACUGCGCUCCCCAGGAGCCCAAAGCAAGAUGCUCUGUUCACAGUAUCCGUCCCACAGUGACUCCUCCCUGACGACAGGCAGCUCUGAGGGGAGCCUCCAGACCACCCUGGAGGAGGGGCUGAGCUUCAGCUUCUCUCCGCCACAGAACUUGGAGUCCCCUUUGCCUUUGACAGCUCCCUUGCCACUCGUGUGCCCACUCCCGUUGCCCGAAGACAGGCCUGCCAAUUCCUCCCCAAUCCAGACCCUGAGACCAAGGCCGAGCCCCUCAUCGGCCCUCACCCUCCAGGCCACCAGGGGCCACCAGCGUAGCCAGAGCAGUGGCCGAGGUAGCGCCAGCCCGGGCUACACCCGUGAAGACUCCAUCGACCCCUCAGACGAGGACCUGGGCAUCGGUAUCGGGUCAUCAAUCGGUGGUUGUGGCUCCAGCCAGGCGGGUAACAGCGAACACUUGUCGGAGACACUGAGCAGCUUGUCGCUGACAUCGCUGCUGCCGCCCAGCUCCCUCGUGUACCCAGGAGGGGGGGUGAAGAAGUGCAACAGCACAGGCAGCCUGGACCAGGGGGGGAUACUGCUGUCGUCCCGGGGCCGGGAGGGACGCAGAGAGCUCCUGGGCUUGGAGCUUAUGGACCCCCAAGGCUUCUUGGCCAACCCCUGGGCGGGGGUGUUGGUGGACACAAGAAGAGGAGGAGGACGAGUUCAAAUAGGAGAUGGCGAGCAAGGGUUCAAAGGCAAGAGCUCAAGCCAAACAACAGUAGGGCCUUGUCGGAAAAACAGAUGAAACCUAUUGUUCACUCUUUCUUUGUCUCUCCAUUCCUUGGAUCUAAACCCAUAGCUGUCCCUCUCUCUCUCUCUGCUUCCAUCAGUGAGAGAGAGGCUCGAUGACACACGAUGUCCCGCAUUCCAAAACCAAACCCUCAUCUCGCCCCCUCAACCUCUUUCUAUACAUUUGUGACACGCCCAUGUCCUACAUUGUGGUACCUAGGGGCGUGGUCUUGGUUACAGCCUGCUGGUGAGGGUGUGGCCUGAAAAGUGAAGGCCUUGUCCCCUCUUGAAGACUGAACCUGUUCGGGAGGACGAGGGACGGCUUUGCAUAUCAGCGAGUCAAGAGGAGCUUGAUGACACAAGGAAGAGUCUUGUUGUCGCUCUCUUGUAGGUUCCUUUAUCCGGUGUCGGUUUGGGUUCACUGAUGUUGAAAAUGCAAAAAUAGAAGAACCCAAACUGAAAUAUCUCUACAUGCAAACUCAGACCCGUUUGAGCCGUUUAUGUCUCAGAGGAAUCGCAAAGCAAGUAAGUGGGAGGAGGCUCGGAAAAAGGCCGAAAAUGUGAAGGCGGAAGGAAGGCGGGGAAAGGAGAAGACGGGUCAUUUGUUUGGCUGGGAAAGCAGAAAGCGGAUCUAAUGUCCAUCUGCUCCGGCAGACGGAAACAACAAGUUAUACUCGCUCCGGCACAGGACCUUCUGCUGAGUCGAGAGUAAAACACAAGGUGGAGGAGAGUUCAAGAGGGUGUGCUCACAGUCUGUGAGAGCCUGGCCUCAGGUAUCCAAGGCAUGAAUUCAAUCAUUCUCACCGCUUCCCCACACCUCUGUGUUUCUGAAAGAGAGGAUCGCUAUUGACUGAUCAAAGGUCUGUGCCUCUGUCAACUUACUUUUGAGCGGCAGCGGGAAAUGAAAAGGAAUUGACGGAUUGCGGAGGUAAAACCAACCACGGAGGGAUUCGUGAAAUCGGUUAUUUUUCUUUCUCUCUCCGGCAUCUGUCACUCACUCAAGAAAUGAGUGCGAAAGAGAGCGAGAUCGGCGCUUUACACCCCCCGUCAAAAGGAACAAUAAUGUGUGCGCGGGGCAGCGCUGUGUUCACCGCUCCUGAAUGAAGGGAGACUUGGAGCUCCUUCUGACGCCGCGUGUGACGAGUGGACAGACGCACAGGAGUCGGCGGGACCUUGACUGCAUGAUGCAUUUAACUAAGAUUUGUUUUGUAUCUAUAUACAGACGUGUAUCAAGAUGUCAAUGUUGGGUGAUAACCAUGUGAUUUCUAUUCCACUAUUUUUGUAGAAAAGAGAAUAGGCAGGUGCAAGUGUUGCCGUUAUUUGUCCCCAUUCCGUUGAACCCAUACGAUCUAUUUGACUUGUUGUCUAGGACUUUUUGUCUGCCAGUGGCUUCCAGUUUUAUAACAUUUUUUAAGGUGUGGACGGUGUAUAAAACAACGAAGCAAAAAAUGUCAAACUAACUCUGUCCGCUGAAGUGAUUGUUCCCUCCAGCACAUUUCUCUUUGGGAACACCGGUUCCUCUUGGAUUUAUUUUAUUUAUUUAUUUUCAACGUUGGAGUCCUAGUGGACAAGCAGAGAUGGGAACAGCCAUAUUCACUCAGCACAUGAGGAUCGUUCUAUAGCUCACAGACAUUCCUGGCUGUACACAAGGAACUUUGUUUGCUUUUAGCCUCCUAUUCUUAAAAAAAAAAAAAAACGUGAAUAUCAUAUCUAUGAAAGCUUUAAUUUGAGAGUUACGGCACAACACAUCCAUUUUCGACACAUCGGUGUGUCUUAAGCAUGGUUCUGGGAUUGCAAUACAGUAUGCUUUUUCUUGAAAUGACACAUUGAUGCACUCAUCUUUUGUUCACACAGACUCGAUGUGGUAGCAGCCCCUUCUCACACCAUAGUUUGACAUCCGAAGCUGACGCUGUCACGAUGAACAGCGGUUUGCAUCUUUUAGUGCAAGCUGAUUUUGGCUUCUGCCGCUUGAUGAAUCACCCCGUCCAAACAGGCUCAUCUUUAAGCCUGAGUUCUAGAGGUAGACUGUUGUAUCCCUUGUCUUUAAAAAACAUGACCUUGUUUUUUUUCUUCUUUUUCUCAAAAAUAAUGAGGUGAUGCGAGGGUUUUACCUUUUUUUAUCAUGCAAAAUCACUUUGAUGACUAUGUUUUAGCACAUGGUGUUGGGUAUUAAUGAGCGAUAGUAAAGACAGUUGUGGGUGCGUGUGUGUUUAUGACUACAGGUGAAGUGAUUGCCUUUUCCUGAAGUGUCCUGUUUGUCAGUGAGGAGACCUGAAAUUAAAGGUUGAAGAGGGAAGACACGAAGCAACCAAGGGCUGUUAUAGCUUCAAAGAUACAUCCUCCUAUCUUUCUGAGACCAAUCCUUGUGUCAACUGAAUAUGACAUCAAAGGUUAAAGCCUGACUACGCAGCAAUAAAUGUUCUAUGUGUCUGCCCUGAGUAAAUGAUGUCAAUGUGAUUUUUAUCUCCUCAGAAUUCUACAGUAUUCAUUACUGUCUGUUUCUGCUCCUACUUGUCUGAACUUACAGCCAAUCAGAGAGCACCUCUGCCCUCUCAGAGACAAAUCAGUAGAGAGAUGGGCUGCAAUUGGACAUCAUGAACAAAGUGAGGUUAUUGAACUCAGGUCGGGGGGUAAAAACCACUGGUAAAUCUUUAAAGGUAGCUGUAAAGGUGUGCUCAGACUGAACCCACAGCACAUUUACACUUUGCUUUACUCGCACAAAUUAGGCUGCCGGAGUGUUUUACACGCGACAAACAGCCAAUGCACCCGCAGGCCAGAUGUUAUUACAACCUAACAACACACCAACUGCUCCUGAGCACUGUGCCUUUGUACAGUGUGUGUGUGUGUGUUGCAGUCGGACCGAUUUACCACCAUCUGAAGUUGUUUCUGUUGUUUUCUUCCAGGGUUGUUUUCUCCUCUCUGUUUGUUGACGAGGUGGAGUACAACCGCUCGGGAUACGCGCACGUUCCUUGCUAAAGCAUCAACAUUUUCAACGUGUGCGGACUUGUUUUUACUUUAAUUGGCGCUGCGGCCCUGAGCGACCUUUGACCUGCUCUCCUCGUAUGCGAUCACGCCGCCUAUAGAAUGAGCUUUCCUUCAGUCUGAACACACCUUAAGAGUGUACAAUUCACAUUUGUACAUAUCUUUGUAUUUUGAUCUGCAUGUGUGCAUUGCUGCCAGUGACCAUGAUUAUCUCGUUAGUAUGCAUUUCAUAAAAUUGUACAAA
This is a messenger RNA of Pseudoliparis swirei, 9183 nucleotides long. RefSeq names its product voltage-dependent T-type calcium channel subunit alpha-1I-like. Gene Ontology annotation, biological process: sodium ion transmembrane transport; membrane depolarization during action potential; positive regulation of calcium ion-dependent exocytosis. Lineage: Eukaryota; Metazoa; Chordata; Actinopteri; Perciformes; Liparidae. The transcript has 33 exons. The record is from RefSeq and is a predicted model, not a curated record. Bases 1 to 5973 code for a protein of 1990 amino acids. Gene Ontology annotation, cellular component: plasma membrane; neuron projection; voltage-gated calcium channel complex. Gene Ontology annotation, molecular function: voltage-gated sodium channel activity; low voltage-gated calcium channel activity.